AUGGAAAAGCAGUGCUGUAAAAUCCCCUGGAUCCCUGUGCACCUGGAUCCAGGUGGGACAUCAGGCCUGUUCCUCCCUGUCUCCCGGGUUAUCCCAUUGAUUCGAGUCCUGGAUUUUCUUUCCAGGACUCCCCUCAUGAUGGCUUGCACCAGGAAAAACCUGGAGGUGAUCAGAUCCCUGGUGGAGCACGGAGCCAACCCGCUGCUGAGGAAUAAGGAUGGCUGGAAUUGCUUCCACAUUGCCAGCAGGGAGGGGCAUCCCGAGGUGCUCCGGUACCUCCUGGAUGUGUCCCCAGGGAUCUGGGACACGGAGAGCACCAUCAGGAGGACACCCCUGCACACGGCAGCCAUGCACGGCUGUUCCCGGGUCGUGGAGCUGCUCCUGGAGCGGUGCCACUACCGACCUGACAGCAGGGACAAGUGUGGAGUCACUCCCUUCAUGGAUGCAAUCCAGAACGGGCACCUCGACAUCGCCCGGAUGCUCCUGGAAAAACACCAGGCCUGUCCCACAGCCAUGGAUGCCCUGGGAGCUCAGGCCCUGCACAGGGCAGCUGUGACAGCCCAGGAUGGAUCCAUCCAGUUCCUGGUGUCCGAGCUGGGGGUGGAUGUCAAUGGAAGAGCCACUUCCCUGCGGAUCCCGGCCCUGCACUACGCGGCCAAGGAAGGACACGGACACACCAUCCUGACGCUGCUGUCCCUCGGCGCCGAUCUCCAGGCUCAGGACGGGAAGAGCCGUUCCGCCCUGCACGCGGCCGUGGCCGGGCAGCAGGCGGAGGCCACGCGGAUCCUGCUCCGUGCCGGGCUCCGGGACGCUCCGGAUGGCUCGGGAACGCUGGCCCAGCAGCUCGCCAGGAAGCCGGAGGUCAUCCAGGUGUUCCAGGAAUCCCAGGUCACCACGUGAGACACGAGGAACGGGAGGAGCCCGGUGGAUUUUCGGCCGGCGCGGUACGUCGGUGGUCGUGGAACAGCGUUCGGAUUUAGGGAAAUAUCGGUUUAAAAUGGUGGGAUUCUCACCCAAAAUUGAGGGGAGGAGCCAAGCUUGGCACUUGGGAAUGUAAUAAAUGUAAUAUUAAAU
Lepidothrix coronata (blue-crowned manakin) is the source of this 1074-nucleotide messenger RNA. It is a transcript of the gene ANKRD16, whose product is annotated as ankyrin repeat domain 16. NCBI's taxonomy places the organism in Eukaryota, Metazoa, Chordata, Aves, Passeriformes, Pipridae. The record is from RefSeq and is a predicted model, not a curated record. The transcript has 6 exons. Gene Ontology annotation, molecular function: protein binding. The coding region runs from base 1 to 900 and encodes 299 amino acids.